Molecule: messenger RNA, 1488 nt
Organism: Sorghum bicolor (sorghum)
Lineage: Eukaryota; Viridiplantae; Streptophyta; Magnoliopsida; Poales; Poaceae
Product: WEB family protein At3g51220
Exons: 3
Coding region: 353-1315 (320 amino acids)
Source: RefSeq, a predicted model, not a curated record
GGCUGAUACAUCGAUCUUACCAUCCAACUAGGCAACUACUCAUCCACCGCACACAUACAUACAUAUAUACAUAUAUAUCACCAUCCAAGAUAUAUCAUUUUAACUUUGUGCAACAUCUAGUAUAUAUCUCCUAAGCUAGCUAUAGCUAUAUAUAGCUAUAGCGUCUCUAUACAUACUACAUGCAUGCUGUCUCUCUCAAUGCAACCUCUCUCUGUCUAGCGGUCUAUUAGAUAGCUCCAACGACGACGACGACGUCGUCCAUUGCAACUACAUUCCCACUACGACGGCUGAUCGGUCGAUUCAGUUGGACCGGGGUAGCUACUACAGCUAGACAGACUCCAGCUGCACCAACAUGGUAGGAGGAGGAGGAAGAAGAGGAGAAGUCAUCGGCGGCCGCGGUGGUGGCCAUGGCGAGGUGGUGGUAGUCGGCCGGGCGGAGAUCGACACCAGGGCGCCGUUCCGGUCCGUCAAGGAGGCCGUCGUUCUCUUCGGCGAGAGGGUCCUCGCCGGGGAGCUCUCAGCUGGACGACGACCACUCUCCGUCAGCGAGCAUACUCGAUCGACUGCACAGAAUCGAGUGGCAGCAACAAGACCCAACCACCACGCCGUGAGCGUCGCCGCCGCCGCCGCUGCCGGUGCCGUCACCACCGCUACGCCGCGCGCCGUGCCAGUGCCAGUGCCACCAGUAGCCGUCACAUCAGAGCUGGAGGAGGCGAAGCAGAAGCUGGAGAAGGAGCGAGAGGAGAAGCAGAAGAUGGCCGGGUGCAUCCAGACGCUGCAGGAGGAGCUCAGCCACGCCAUGAUGGAACUCAAGAGGCUCAAGGCACGCGACGACGAGGAGGCCGCCGCCGGAGCCAAGGUCAUCGACCUGGAGGUCGACGACGGCCUCCACUUCACCGAGGCCGCCGAGAAGCAGCAGCUGGCGCUGGCGGCGCCGCCACGGGGCUCAGCCGACGACGGCAUCGCAGCUGCCGGUGGAGGAGGGGAGCUCCAGAAGAAGAGGUACGUGACGUUCGCCGACCCGCCGACGGUCGCCGCCGCCGCGUGCCGCGCGCCGCCGUUGCCGGACGUGGUGAUGGAGCUGCACCGCGCGCCGCCGUCCCAUCAUCAUCAGCCACACCAGCCGCAGCCGCAGCCGCAUUACUACAGGGAGCCGCGGUUCCAGAGGCAGAUGUCGGCCGGGCACGAGGCCGCCAAGGCGAUGGCGGAGGAGGGGAGGAAGAAGAAGAAGAAGCCGCUCAUCCCGCUGGUGGGCGCGCUCUUCAUGCGGAGGAAGAAGAACAGCAGUAGCUGCCACGAUGACGCCGCGUUUUGAUCCGAUAUUCAAUAGUACAUGCAUAUAUAUAUGCAUCCAUGCAUGUCAGAACCUGCUUUCAUGUUAAUUUUUUUAAAUAUAUAUACAUGCCUAGUUAAUGGAAUGCACACUGCUUUAUGUGUACCUUUGAAUAAAAAUAUAUAUACACAUAAAUAUAUAGCAAAUUUUGAUGA